AUGUGUAAAAAGUGUGUCCAAAGUCGCUUUCUACAUUUUACUGUAUUUUAAAUCUUGUUAGCUGCUCUUAUAUUGCGCUUCCGGCACCCAUCCUUUACCUACCUACUUUCCCGCUUUUCUUUUGUCAAAAAUGAGGACUGCUUUCAUUAUCCUUUCCUGCUCCCUCGCCGCCGUCAGUGCCAUCGGAUUCGGUGGUGGUGGCUUCAGUGGAGGCGGUUUUGGCGGUGGUGGUUUCGGUGGUGGUUUCAGCAGCGGAUUCGGCGCCGGCGGUGUGGGCGGAUUGGGAUUUCAGGGGAUUGGUGCCGGCUCCCGACAGUUGAGCGGCUCUAGUGGAUCGGGCUAUGGAUCCAGCAGCAGCAACAGCAACUCUAACUCGGGCUACGGCAGCAACAGCGGCAGCAGCAGCGACUAUGGCGGUAUUGGCUCCGGUAUUGGUAACAGUGGUACUUUCGGUGCUGGUUUAUUCGAUGGACUGUUAGAUAUCGGCAACUUCUGGGGACCUGACUUUUGGGGAGCUGACGGAUUCUGGGGAGUCAGCAGCGAUUAUUCAGAUUAUGAUGACUCUAGCAGCAACUACGGUGGCUCGUCUGGAUCUUAUGGAAGCGGCUCCAGUUCCAGCUCGUCCGGCUCAGGCUAUGGUCGACGAUAAACCACUGAUGUUCAAUUUGCAAACGCUCUUUUUACUUUUGUGUUCUUUGUAUCCUCGCAGUAUUUGUAAUUUUCGCGGUCUAAUAAUUAUUGUACGAUUUAUUACAGUGUCGGUAAUUUCACCGUUACUGCUUCUCGAUAAUUUAUUGGAAAUGGAGAACAAAAUGUACAUUAAAAGCAUGGGCAGCUAAAUUAAUAACGACGAUUCGUCUGCUGGAGCUGGAAGCAAAUUAAUUCAAGCAAUAAUGG
Molecule: messenger RNA, 897 nt
Organism: Paramacrobiotus metropolitanus
Lineage: Eukaryota; Metazoa; Tardigrada; Eutardigrada; Parachela; Macrobiotidae
Exons: 4
Coding region: 131-649 (172 amino acids)
Source: RefSeq, a predicted model, not a curated record